Taeniopygia guttata (zebra finch) is the source of this 6124-nucleotide messenger RNA. RefSeq names its product protein phosphatase 1 regulatory subunit 26 (gene PPP1R26). Gene Ontology annotation, biological process: negative regulation of phosphatase activity. Lineage: Eukaryota; Metazoa; Chordata; Aves; Passeriformes; Estrildidae. Gene Ontology annotation, molecular function: protein phosphatase inhibitor activity. The record is from RefSeq and is a predicted model, not a curated record.
CCGCCCUCCCUCCCUCCUUCCCUCCGCUCCGCGCCGGCUCCGGGGCCGCCGCUGCCUUUGUGCCCCGGCCCGGUGCGCUCCCUCCCCGCCUCCCCGCCGGAGCCCUGCGGCGCAUGCCUCCCGCUCCCCGGGGGCAGGGAAGGAAGCGCCGCCCGCCCCUGCACCAGCGCGGCGGGCAGCGGCGGAGCGGAGCCCGGCGGAGCCGACAGCCCGGCCCGGCCGCCGCCGACCCCCGUUCGCCCCUGUCGGCCUCCUCUCGGCAGGAUGGAGGAGAGACCCGUCUGAAAAUCUGUUCCAUUGUGAACUUUGCUGUGGUCUGCUAGAAUGUUCCUUAUGGAUGCUCCUCCUCUGGUAGCUCUUCAGACAAAAUGGGAGUCCUUUGGACCAGCAAGGAAUUGUAGAUACCCCGUUUGCUUCCCUGAAUCCGACAGCAACGUCACCAGAACCUCUGUGAGCGCCAAAGUUCAGAUGAUCAUAAACAACCUGCAAAGCCAAGAGCCUGCCCUGGGUAUGAACAAUGAGUGUGGCUGUGUUAUGCAGAAAAAACAGAAGGGAGGAAAAGGCACCAGUACCAGAGUCACAUCCAGCACCACGCUGCUGCGGAAGCAUCCUCAGUACACCCAGUGUGGGUGCCCUGAGGAUUCUGAUGGCAGCCAAGUAGAAGGGAAUGUAGAGUUUGGGACUCUGCUGCUGGAUUCUGACAGCGACGAUUCUGUGGACCGAGGUAUAGAGGAAGCCAUCCAAGAGUACUUGAAAACAAAAAGCAAAAGUGCCCAGUCGUUGCCAAGGAAUGCAGAGCGUUCUGAAAACUUGAGCAGAGACAAAAGGUUUAAGAGAGAGUUUUCCCAGAACAAAGUGGCGAGUAACCUCCUCCCUGUGAAAUUGAAAGCAGAGAUGCUCUCUGAAGAGUACCUGUCUGACCACCUGGGAAUUGGGAAAAGGCUUCAGCCUGCUUCCCCUCAGAGCAUCAGCAGCGAUGACUCCUUUGAUCAGAGCAUACAAGCUGAAAUAGUGCAGUUCUUGAACGAGAAGAAGCAGCAAGAAAUUAGCAAAUGUGUUACCGAGGAGGAUAAAAAGGAUUCCCGUGUGAGAUCUGUCCUGAAAUGUAACAAAGAAGCAACAAACAGAGCAAACUGUGGUGCUAUAAAGCAAGGUUGUAAUGCACUGCUCCUGAGACACCAUCCCAAGCUGCAGAAAUCCAGUGCCCAGUCCAAGUGUUUGCAGUCAAAAAUCCAAGCAGAGCCCAGUGAUUUCAGCCAGGUGAACCAAGCAUAUCUAGAAAUGGCCACUGCCAGCCAGCCUUGGCUUGUGGAGCAGAAUGAGGGAAGUGGAGCUCAUUACUGGGAGCCAAGGGAAGCACUCAUCAAGGAGAGCAUGCACACAUCUGACUCAAGCAGCGAUGAUGGCAUCGAAGAAGCCAUUCAGCUUUACCAGCUGGAGAAAAUCAGGAAGGAGGCAGGUCAUGCAGCAAACUGUGUCCCUUUGCAGAGGGAACCAUUUGAUCCAAAGGGUAUGGCAGACAUUUCUGCCAGCCUGACAAUUAGCUCCACAAAAAGUGCCUCACCAGAAAUCCAUAAAAACCCUGUAAGCAACAAGAGAAAAGAAGUUAAUUCCAAGUCAACGGGAUUAGAAAGCACCAGCAAUGACUUUAAUAAGCUGUUUAAACCACUGAAAAAAGCCAGACAUUUUGCACUUCCAGAAAACAAGAUUACUGCUUGUGAGCUCACAUUGCAGGCCUCUUGCAGAGCAGACACAUCUGCAGAACUCAUGUGUGCAGAAGCUAUCCUGGAUAUUUCCAAAACAAUCAUGCCAUCCCAAAUGGGAAGUGACAGUAAAUCCCUCACUGCAGACUCCUUCUUUUCUCCCCAGCUUCUCUCGUCCUCCCGUUGUGAAAGUGACAGCAGCCUUGUGGACAGUGAUGACAGCAUAGAGCAAGAAAUCAGGGCUUUUUUGGCUCUGAAAGCACAGUCAGAAAACCUUGGAACAAAACCUCCCAGCCUGUCACGCUCCAUGCACAUGCCUUUGCCUUCUGAUCCAAACAACCUCACUGAGACCCUUGAGCCUGCUCUGCCCAAAACACUGAAAUUAUCCCUGAGUCGGAAAAGGAGACUUAAAAAGGAAGGCAGAACAGCAAAACAAGGUGGGUCAAAACUACCUGAACAGCUGGAGCCAGGACUUUCCCAGCCAGGUAACUGUUCCAAAUUCCCAGUACUCCCAGAGGAGCAUGCCCUGAGCAGCCCCGCAGAGCUCCGGGAUGCACAGAGUCACAAAGACUCGAGGCAGCAGCAGCUGAUGUCUCCCAAAUCGUCUGGCUCUGAUGGCAGCAGAUGUGUGGCCUUGGACUCUGCAAAUCCUUUUCUGCAGGUUCCGAGCAGCACAAGAAAACCUACAAAAAACCCCAUCCAAACCCCAGAGAGGGAGGGGUCAGGUGAUGAGAGCAGCUCUCUGGACAGUGAUGAGGACCUGGAUUCUGCUAUCAAGGACCUGUUACGGUCUAAAAGGAAGUUAAAGAAGAAAUCCAAGGACCAGAAAGCUCAGUGCAAGAAGAAAGUCAGAUUCACUGAGACAGAAACUCAGCUGCUGGAUGAGUUCAGUGGCCUCCAACAAAAUGAGUGGAAAUGUAAAAAUCCCUCACUGCUGAAAAGCUGCCUCUCAAAAUCUAGGAAAGCUGUGAAGGAGAAUGCAGUCAGGAACCCUCCAGAUAACAUCAAACUUCCCAAUGACAAGCCAGAAACCGUGAAAAACCUGAAGUUGAACUUACAGCAUAAAAAAGGCAAUAAACAUAAACCAGUUUCAAACCAGCGGGGGGCUAAAAAUAGAAAAUGUGCUUUCCCAGCUGUGUCAGAUGCCAGUGACAGCAGCUCAGUGGACAGCGAUGACAGCAUCGAGCAGGAAAUCAGGAGGUUUUUGGCAGAAAAGGCUAAAGACUCUGCAAGCAGUUCAGAGAUGCAGAAAGGUGAUGCAAGUCUGGACUUACUUAGAGCAACCAAACAAAGUGGUAAUAAAGGAAAAGCAAAGCAGCAGCCGGUGGAAAAUGAGAUCGACCUCAUGCCGGGUCAGAGUAAAAAGACUGAGGUAGCUCAGCAAACUGAGGAGGUGAAGAACUCUCAGAGAACAGAAGGGAAAAGUGCAAUGUUAGCUGGCAGUGGAAAAUGUGCUUCCUCUGCAGAGAAUGUUCCUACUACUGCUCAGUCAAAAGCUAAGCAAGGACUGGGGGGGGUCAGAGGUGGUGCUGCUGAGGAGUUACCUGGGAGUGCAACAGGUAAAAGGAAUGUCCGUAACACAGAGCCCCCAAAACCCAGCAGAAAUGAAGGAUGUAAAGUGAGAAAAGUCAUGAAUGCAAAGCCCAGAUCUAAAAGGAAGAAUACCUUCCAACUAAAAAUCUCAAGUAAAUUUAUUGCAGGUCUGAAAUAUGCCCGGGACAGGAAGAAAUCGAUGCUUUUGAACAAAAAGCAAAAAGCAGAGUGUUUGCUCAGGCAGAGCAGUGCCUUGGGAAUGGAGGCAUCUUCCCAGGACACAGAUGUACUAAACCCCUUGCCAAAAGGCAAAUUUAGUGGGGAAAUUACACCAGCAGUAACAGAAGCCAGUUCUUCUCAGAAACUCAUUGUGGGAGGGGUGAGUCCCCAUGUAGCAGAAAGCUGUGCAGGAGCUGAGUGUCUCCAAGAGGCAGCUGAGGGUUGCAGGAAGGCUGAGGUUCCAGGGGAUCAGUCCCACUCCAGCCUUCCCUCGCAGGAACAGAGUGUGGCAGCAGGAAAAGCUGAUAAGAUUUGCAGAGGAACCUCCAGAGCUGAGAACACCCAGAUGUGGAUCAAGGAAGGAGAUAUCCAGCGAGACAACUGGGCUGACUCCACUGCAGAUCCCCCACACCCUGAGAGCAGUGUGGGAAAAGCAGAUAACGCCAGCAGAGAGCCAGCUCAGCAGAGUGCUCAGGAGGACAGUAAGGGAGGGAAUAACCAGCUGGACAAGAGACCAGAUCCAAGUUUAGCUUGCCCAAGGCAGGAAUUCAUUGUGACAGCAGCAGCAGUGCAUAAUAGUGGAGGAGCAUCUGCAGAUCAAAGUGUGCAGAUGUGCAUUAAGGAAGAAAAAGUUGACAGGCAGGGAGAAAUUCAGGUGUCCAGCUCCAAAAUGGAAGGAAAAAUACCUGUCCUGCAGAACAGGGAAGCUGCUAGUGAAGUACACCAAGGGCAGGAAUUUUUAACCAAAACCUGUGCAAAAUUUACUGACCUACCUGCAGGGGACUGCUCAGGUUCCCUCUUGGAAAAAAAGGUUUCAAAUAUGGAAACCUGUUUGCGCACGGAAUUUAUUUGGGAACCUGUUCAGAGAUCCUAGGAAAGCUCAGCCUUGGAUAGCAAUGCCGAUGAUCUGAGCUGCCUCAGGACAAUCCUGCGGGCUGGCUUUUGCUGGAGCUCAGUUUUCCCACCCCGAGGAGUGUGGGGUGAGGUCCCUGAGCAGAACUCAGCUGUGGGUGUGGAGAUCCAGCCUGGAAGAUAAAAAUGCAAAUUCAGGUCAAUCAAGUGGAUGGCUUUGUCUGCAGAGUGAUCUCAGCAGCUGCUCAAAGUCCUUUCACACGCCCAGAACCUCCUGCUAGCAGAUGAUUCCAAGCACAAUUGCAGUUCAAGACAAGUGAAGGAGUGUGUCUGUUCAGACAACAUGAUUUCCCUGGAUUUCUGUGGAUUUCCCUGCAUUUCCCUGGAUUUCUGUAUUGUUGGAUCUGUAGGGCUCAAAAAAUUCCACAUUAUUCUCAACUCUCUCAUUUUGAUGCCCUGCAGUUACCCAGAGAUGGCUUUUGGUUUCCUGAAUGAACUUCUGGAACUGAGUGCCCUUAACUUUCCUUUUUCAGAAGUGGUUUUUUAAAUGUUACAUUUCUGUGAACUUUUCACGGACAAUUUUGGUGCAAUAAAGCAAAGCUGAGUUUGCUGUAGGAAGUCACAACACAAACGGAUUUUUUCAGCCACGGAUAUUUUCAGCACUGUUCUUUCUUCAGGCUCUUUCUCUGCCUCCGUUUCCAGCAGCCAGAAUAAAGCAAUUUUUCACUACUAUCUUUUUAUUUGUACUGACUUUCAACGGGAUUGAAGUAGCACAUUCACAUCACACACACAAAAAAGUGCCCCCACACUGGUUUCGCUGCAAAUUCAAAAGGUGUAAAUUGGAGCUGUUGGCUCUUUCAUUUUCAUUUUUGUGUUGUGAAGUCCUUGGAGGAGUUUGUUCUCACAUCUUGUCCCUGUGAAUUGAUCUGAUAUUCUCUUUGUCUGCUCUUCUGCAGAACUUCUCAGCCCAACCACCACUUAGCAUCACUCUGUUUCUCAGUCACUUCAGGAGUCUUCCUCCAGGCUGGCCUUAAACUUGCAAACUGGAGCAAAAGCAGCCAAGACUGGAUCCAGAAUCCCGUGGUGUCCCUGGUGUGAUGCAGAAUGUGGGCAAAAUACGGUGUAGCAUAGAGUAGUAACUGUGGCAUGUAGAGAAAUAAACAUCCUUGGUGUGUUCAUGCUGUCGUGCAGCUACGUUUGAAACAUGUUCCUAGUGCUCACUUGGCAUUUCUGACUGUCCAGCCACCUUUUUGUAGCCCUGGGGUUGGCUGGCCAGGUUGUUUAAAGGUCAAUGUGUUAUCUCAUCUCCAUUUUGUGGUAGGAUUCCUUGGAAAAGUGGUUUUUCCUUAGCUCAGUGCCUGCACUCUCUCUUCACAGGUUUAUCUUUUGCUCUGCCUUGAUUCCAUUGCAGGAUUUGAGCCUUUUGUUUGGAAUAGGUCAAUAGGCUGGUAUUUUAAACUAGAAGUUUUCCAAGUACCUUGCUUUAAAAGGAUUAAAGUGUAUACUUAAUUUUCCUAGAGAUGUUGGAAGCACUCUGUACUGUUUGUAUAAAAAGCUGAAUGUUUCUUCUCAAAAGUUUUCAGUAAAUCCACAUUAAGACUUCAAAGGUGUCUCGUGCCCCUGUUGCUGUGUCUGUGUCCUCAGUACCUGACCCACUCCCAGUUAAAAUGCAAUUACAGUUACUUUGUGCUUUAAAUAAAACUGAUUUCAAACAGCACUUUUUUAUUUUAAUUGAUGAACUUGAUUUGUAUAUAGGAACUGGUGUACAUUGCUGAGUUUCUAAUGUUUAAUAAAUGGGGUUCUGCCCAUGGACCGUG